UGAGAAACAGAAUUUGGAGUAAAAAAUUAAAGAAGCUGAAUGACCAAGAAACCAAGUCCCAGGAAAAGAAGGAGCAUGAAAAGGAGAAGAGGGUAACCGCCCUAAAGGAGGAGCUGACCAAGCUGAAGUCUUUUGCUUUGAUGGUAGUGGAUGAACAACAAAGGCUGACGGCACAGCUCACCCUUCAAAGACAGAAAAUCCAAGACCUGACCACAAGUGCGAAGCAAACACAUGCUAAACUAGCCCUUGCUGAAGCCAGAGCUCAGGAAGAAGAGCAGAAGGCAACCAGACUAGAGGAAGAACUGCAAACGCAGACCACAAAGUUUCACCAGAACCAAGAAGCAAUUAUGGCGAAGCUCACCAAUGAGGACAGCCAGAAUCGUCAGCUCAGACAAAAGCUGGCAGCGCUCAGUCGGCAAAUUGAUGAGUUAGAAGAGACAAACAGGUCUUUACGAAAAGCAGAAGAAGAGCUGCAAGAUAUUAAAGAAAAAAUCAACAAGGGAGAAUAUGGAAACUCUGGUAUUGUGGCUGAAGUGGAGGAGCUCAGGAAACGCGUGCUAGAAAUGGAAGGGAAGGAUGAAGAGCUUGUAAAAAUGGAAGAGCAGUGCAGAGAUCUCAAGAAGAGGCUUGAACAGGAAACAUCCCAGAGCAAAGACUUUAAACUAGAAGUGGAAAACCUCAGUAAGAGGAUUAUGGCUCUAGAAAAAUUAGAAGAUGCUUUCAACAAAAGCAAAGAAGAAUGUUACUCUCUGAAAUGCAAUUUAGAAAAAGAAAGGAUGACCACAAAGCAGUUGUCUCAAGAACUGGAGAGCUUAAAAGUGAGGAUCAAAGAGCUAGAAACCAUUGAAAGUCGGCUGGAGAAGACAGAGUUCACCCUAAAAGAGGAUUUAACUAAAUUGAAAACAUUAACCGUGAUGCUUGUAGAUGAAAGGAAAACAAUGAGUGAGAAAUUAAAGCAAACUGAAGAUAAGUUACAAGCUGCUUCUUCUCAGCUUCAAGUGGAGCAAAAUAAAGUGACAACAGUUACUGAGAAGUUAAUUGAGGAAACAAAAAGGGCACUCAAGUCCAAAACUGAUGUCGAAGAAAAGAUGUACACUGUAACCAAGGAGAGAGAUGAUCUAAAAAACAAGCUGAAAGCAGAAGAAGAGAAAGGAAAUGAUCUCCUGUCAAAAGUUAGUAUGUUGAAAAACAGGCUUCAGUCAAUGGAAGCAACUGAGAAAGAUUCCCUAAAAAACAAAUUGAAACAAGAUUCUGCUAAGUCUACAACAAUAGUACACCAAGAAAACAAUAAGAUUAAAGAGCUCUCUCAAGAAGUGGAAAGACUGAAACUGAAGCUGAAGGACAUGAAAGCCAUUGAGGAUGAUCUUAUGAAAACAGAAGACGAAUAUGAGACUCUAGAACGAAGGUAUGCUAGUGAGCGAGACAAAGCUCAAUUUUUAUCUGAAGAACUGGAACACGUUAAAAUGGAACUUGCCAAGAACAAGUUAGCAGAGAAGACAGAAUCCAGCCAUGAACAAUGGCUUUUUAAAAGGCUUCAAGAAGAAGAAGCUAAGUCAGGACACCUCUCAAGAGAAGUGGAUGCAUUAAAAGAGAAAAUUCAUGAAUACAUGGCAACCGAGGACCUAAUAUGUCACCUCCAGGGAGAUCACUCAAUUCUGCAAAAGAAACUCAGUCAACAAGAAAACAGGAACAGAGAUUUAGGAAGAGAGAUUGAAAACCUCACUAAAGAGUUAGAGAGGUACCGGCAUUUCAGUAAGGGCCUCCGGCCUAGUCUCAAUGGAAGAAGAAUCUCUGACCCUCAAGUGUUUUCUAAAGAAGUCCAAACAGAAACAGUAGACAAUGAACCACCUGAUUACAAGAGUCUCAUUCCUCUGGAACGAGCAGUCAUCAAUGGUCAGUUAUAUGAGGAAAGUGAGGACCAGGAUGAGGAUCCUAAUGACGAGGAGUCAGUGCUGUCUUUCAAAUGCAACUCAUCAACUCCUUGUCCUGUUAACAGGAAGCUAUGGAUUCCUUGGAUGAAAUCCAAGGAGGGCCAUCUUCAGAAUGGAAGGAUACCAACUAAACCCAAUGGCAACUUUGUGCAACCUGGAGAUCUGGUCCUAAGCCAUACGCCUGGGCAGCCGCUUCACAUAAAGGUUACUCCAGACCAUGUCCAAAACACAGCCACUCUUGAAAUCACAAGUCCGACCACAGAGAGUCCUCACUCCUACACAAGCACAGCAGUGAUACCGAACUGUGGCACCUCAAAGCAAAGGAUAACCAUCCUCCAGAAUGCCUCCAUAACGCCAGUGAAAUCCAAAACCUCUACUGAAGGCCUCACAAAUUUAGAGCAUGGCAUGUCCCCAAUUACCAUGGCAACCUUUGCCAGAGCUCAGACCCCAGAAUCUUGUGGCUCUAUAACUCCAGAAAGGACAAUGUCACCUAUUCAGGUUUUGGCUGUGACUGGUUCAGCUAGCUCUCCUGAGCAGGGACGCUCCCCAGAGCCCAUAGAAAUCAGCGCCAAGCACGCAAUUUUCAGAGUCUCUCCAGACCGGCAGUCAUCAUGGCAGUUUCAACGUUCAAAUAGCAAUAGUUCAAGUGUGAUAACUACUGAGGAUAAUAAAAUCCACAUUCACUUAGGAAACCCUUACAUGCAAGCUGUGGCCAGCCCCAUGAGACCUGCCAGCCCUUCAACACCACCGCAGGAUAACCGAACUCAGAGUUUAACUAAUGGGGCACUAAACAAAACGACCAAUAAAGUCACCAGCAGUAUUACUAUUACACCAACAGCCACACCUCUUCCUCGACAAUCACAAAUUACAAUCAAGGAGGUAUGCAAGCAGAGAAUUCCAACACGGAUCCCUAAACCAAAAACUACAGGCAUCACUAAGCUCUCUACUAAGGCUCCCACAGGGCCUAUGGAUAAGCCUAUUCACCAGGAUGGCUGUGGGAAACUACACAUCAUAAGGACUGUCACCUCCAACACUUUCCUCCACAUGGGAGGGAAAAGGUAAGUCAUGCCAAUGCACUGUCUGGAUACAUUCAUCUACAGAAAUAUCUGGAAAGCUAAAAUUGCCAUUAUGGAAGACCAAAAGAGGAACAGCCAUGCCUCCAGGAAAUGGUGAAGCAGCAAACUGACAGAUGGUUCAUUCAGAGGCUGCAGGACCUGGUGAAGAUCAUCCUGAAAGGGCAGCACAUCUACAAUUAUCAUAUCUAUGUAUGCGUACAGACACAUGCACACCUUUACACCACCACCCCGCCAAAUCCACCCAAUUCCUCAUCCUACCCGCUGUAAUCCAGCCCAACAUUGGACUGUAUACCAUCGGCCUUACACAGGAUUGAAUUCACUAGACCAGUACGUGGGUUUUCUGAUGAACGCAGAUAGAAGUAACCUUUCAUUCCACAGAAUUUUAUUGAGUAAUCAUAUUUCAAUAAGAAAAUGUGCUAGUGAGAAUUCCUAAUCUGUUUUAAGAAAGUCAGAUUAUUUCCUUCAAAAUGACAGAACAUUCAGAAUCAUUCUUAAAUCAUGAUUUCUCUAUGACCAGGCAGGGGAAAAAAAGGUGGUAACUCUUAGUUACAGGGAGUAAAGAAACAACAAAAUGCGUAAUAGCUGCACACAUCCUUCAUGUGGCCUACUUGAUAAUCACUGGUGCCACACGCACACUGGACUGUUGGCACAACUUUCUGUCCCACUUUUGUAUUAGGUUGCCCCUCCUGUAUGUACCAGACCAUGGAAUCACACUGCUAGCCUUGUACAGCAAACCAUUUUAGAUCAGUAUUGCUGCUUUCUAUAACAAUCAGGCAUCUGAGUCAAAGGUUGCCGAUAUUGAGAUUGUUCAGGGAGAUAGGAAUCAUUGUCCUUGGAAAUUAAAAAAAAAAAAAGACAAAAAAUUAUCAUACUACAGAAUGUUGUAUUCAACCAGCUCUCUACAAGGCUGGACGUAGUCCCAUGAGUAAGCUAUAGGAAUUCUUUUUAUCACUCUGAAAAGCCUUUCUCACUGAAGCAAGUGAAAGGUAUAAUUCAGUGUGGACAGAAUAACAUGAUCAUGUUCUAAGACAAAGAAGACAUUUAUGAUGGGGAGAUGGUUACACUUCACAAAACCUGUCAGAGAUAAAAUAUAUAUAGUUCAAAGAAGAGCAUGACCCAGCAAUCCUGUACCGAGACAUGGAGACGUGACUGUGGAAGAAAUCCUAGAGCCUAAGGGCAGUGCUGCAGCUGGCUGUCCUGGGAAAGAGCCUGCAGAACAGAAGCAAAGGAAAUGCUGUUCCCAACACCCUUCCAGCAGAGCCCAAUUCAAUGCACUGAUGCCACUAAGCAGAUACCCCAGCCUCACUCCAGUUUAAAGGAGGAGGAGGAGGAGCUGGAGGCCUGGGUAGAGCGAUGCAAGCCAAAGAGUAGGGGGAUGUGCAGCAGCCUGAGCAGGCACAUGGCAGAGGGAGAAGGUAGGGAGAUGGAGUAAAUUAAAAGUCAGAGGUGGAAAAGCCUAAGCUAAAGACAGCAGGAAGAGAACAGCGGAGGGGAGUGGACUACAAAAGAAAGUGGUGAAGCUCUGACACAAAGAUAAUUCGAGAGAAAGACAAUUCAGAGGGAAGUGUGGGACAGUAACAGGUGGGAGAACGUACGUGUGGAGGGCUUAGCGCUGUGACUGACAUAAAGCAGGUAUUCAAUAAAUCCUCAGAGAAUAGAGGAUGGGUGAGUGAGGAAGAGAAGGGCCAUGUGGUCCCAAUAACGCUCCCAGAAACGCAAAAUACCCUUGGAGAGUUUUACUUUGAAGAGGGGCACAAAACGUGCUAUAUGUUUGAGAUUUCAAAACUACUGAAAUCUAGAGGAGACUCCCUGGAGUAUAUUUUUAGGCUGGUGUAUGUUCAACAGCAAGGAAGAAAAGAGACAAAAUACUGUAAAAAGCACUAAAAAGAGUCAAUUCCGACUUAUGGCAACGCCCUGAACUGCUCCAUAGGGUUUUCAAGGCUGUGUGGGUAACCGUCUAGAAGCAGAUCGAUCACCAGGACUGUCUCCCAAGGUGCCUCCUGGGUUCAAAGCAACAGCCUUUCAGCUAACAGUCCAGUGCUUAACCUUUUGUGCCACCCAGGGAAGCUUAAAAGAGGGCAGGAGGAAAAAAGAUGAGAAGUGUCAAAAAAAAAAAAAAAAAAUAGGAACAUAACAAUACUUCUAAGACAACUAGAAGAAAGUGGAGUCCUACCUUUAAAUGGUAAUAUAGUUCUAAUCCCAUUAAAAUAAAAGUCUUUAACAAAACUCUAUUUUAACAAAAGGAUUCCGAAACCCACUGCCAUCCAGUCGAUUCUGACUCAUAGGAACCCUAUAGGACAGAGUAGAACUGCCCCGUAGAGUUUCCUGGAGGAUUCAAACUGCCGACAUUUUGGUUAAGGGCCAUAGCACUUAACCACUACGCCACCAUGGUUUCCAAUAAAAGGACUGUAAACCAAAAAACAUACUUAUUAAAAGCAAUAUACAAUGCGAUAAAAAUGCAACCACAACUAAGAACCAGGAAUCCUAUUUAAUGUUGAACACAAUGGGAUGUGCCCUGUGAUACGAGUGAAAUACAAAAAUCCUGCCUCCGGGGGAUAACCCUGUUUCUGCAGGAACGUGGCCCACCUGAAGAACGAUGAAAAUAAAAGGUGCUAUCCUAAUAAUGCCACAAAAACUUCAGUUAGUUAAAAUUUUACAGUAAGCAGAUAAAAAUCCAAGUGAAUGAAAAUAAAUCCAAUUUAUAACGAAUUUUUUUAAAAAACCUGAUACUUUUAUGAUAGACUCUUUCCUCAACCCUACAUUUAUUUAACUUCAAUAGUUCCUGAAGUAAUUUCUUUAUAAACUUUUGAAAUAAAGUACCUGACUUCAACAGGAAAGUAAAUGGUCUAAUGUAUGAAUAAUUAUGGACUGAGUAAUAGAGUAAUUGAUAAAAAACACAAUUCUCUCUCGGGUAUGUUUCAAAUUCCUUCUACUUCUAGAGAUAUGCGAUAUCCAGCUCCGGGUCUGACCCUGAGUCUGGGGCAGGGGUUGGCAAAGUAUGGCCCACAGGUCAAAUUCAUCCCAAUUUCUUUUUUGUAGCCUGCAAGUUAAGAAUGGUUUUUACAUUGUUAAAUAGUUGGGGGACAUUUUUUGAAAAGAAUAUUUUGUGACUUAUGAAAAUUAUAUGAAAUUCAAAUUUCAUUGUUCAUAAGUAAAGUUUUAUUGGCACAAAGCCACACUCAUUCAUUUACAUGCUGCUUUCCUGCUACAAUGGUAGAGCUGAGUAGUUGUUAAAGAGACAGCCUAGCCCUCAAAACCUAAAACAUUUACCAUCUGGCCUUUAUAAAGAAGGUUGGCUGACCUCUGGCCUAGUUUGACCUAGACUAGCAAAGAACUCGGGAAUAAGAGCUUAAAAAAGGCUUUAUCGACUCUUUUUUUUAAAGUAAUACCAGCAAUUUAUGAAUCAUAUUAAAAAUUCUACAAACGCUAUGAAAAUAAAUAUUUCAAGCUAUUUGUGAUAUAUUUCGUAAAAUGUAUAAUUCUAUGCAUGUAUUUGUGUUCAACUAAAAAACAUCAGAUAAGAGCAGUUCAAAGUACUUCUGCUACAAGAUGAUACAAUGUGUAACUGUUGGCUCUGAGGGGGGAAUGGAAUUAUCUCUAGGCCUUCCAAAUUCCUAAGCGGUAUUUCUCAAGAUUCACAGACAUUUAGCAAAAUUACAUCAGGACCUACUUUGGGUAAAGAAUCUCGUAACUGUUAUCAAGAAGCACUCAUUUAGUCAUUUGCAAGAAUCAUGGAAACUGUAUAGAAUAAACUGGCCCACGAAGGUUCUCUUUGGGCCAUUUGUUACACGGUCUUUGAGAACAGAACAAUGACUGAUAAUGUAGCUCUCUCUCUCUCCUCUUUCCUUCUUCCCCUUCAAAUUCAUCCUGCUCCUGACUGUUGCCUUUGAACGUGUUUUAAGAAUAUUAUUUGCAAUUGAUUGAAUACCUUUGUGUAUGACCGCAUCAAUGCAUAAAUCUUAUCAUGUAAGCAGAUUAUGUUCCCUCCCCCCCAAUUCCUUUAAGGUAUAUAAAACAGGGCCAAGCAUGUAAACUCAAUAAAUGAUUUUGAAAAAUA
Messenger RNA from Loxodonta africana (African savanna elephant), 7064 nucleotides. RefSeq names its product filamin A-interacting protein 1-like. Bases 141 to 2993 code for a protein of 950 amino acids. NCBI's taxonomy places the organism in Eukaryota, Metazoa, Chordata, Mammalia, Proboscidea, Elephantidae. The transcript has 3 exons. The record is from RefSeq and is a predicted model, not a curated record.